Molecule: messenger RNA, 2307 nt
Organism: Andrographis paniculata
Lineage: Eukaryota; Viridiplantae; Streptophyta; Magnoliopsida; Lamiales; Acanthaceae
Product: probable CoA ligase CCL6
Exons: 19
Coding region: 186-2168 (660 amino acids)
Biological process (GO): cutin biosynthetic process; fatty acid metabolic process; wax biosynthetic process
Cellular component (GO): membrane; endoplasmic reticulum
Molecular function (GO): long-chain fatty acid-CoA ligase activity
Source: RefSeq, a predicted model, not a curated record
ACGACGUAACAAUUUCCCAACUCUCUUUCCUCCCUCAUAAUGAAUUUAUCUUGCUGUCUUUCCUCGCCAUUUAUUGCCACCACCAUCAACCUGUUCUAAUUAAUUCCCUCCCAUCUCGAUCUCUCCCUCUCCUUCUUCUUCUUCUUCUGCACUGCUAACUCAUCACAAGCUGCGAGCUUUAAUCAAUGGGGGAUUAUAUUGUCAAGGUUGAAGAAGGAAGGAAUGCCGCCAAUGGGAAGCCUUCUGCAGGCCCUGUCUUCAGAUGCGUUUAUGCUCAAAACGGACUUCUCCAACUCCCUUCCUCCCUCAAUUCUCCCUGGGAUUUCUUCAGUGAGUCUGUGAAGAAGAACCCUCAGAACUGCAUGCUUGGUAGCCGAGAAGUCAAGGACGGAAAGGCCGGGGCGUAUAGUUGGUUGACGUACCAGCAAAGCUACGAUGCAGCGCUUCGGAUUGGUUCUGCAAUACGGCGUCGUGGCGUCAAUCCAGGCGAUAAGUGUGGGAUAUAUGGCGCCAAUUGUCCGCAAUGGAUUAUGGCGAUGGAGGCUUGUAACAGUCGAGCUAUUACCUAUGUACCGCUGUACGAUACUCUCGGUGCGAAUGCAGUUGAGUUCAUAAUCAAUCAUGCCGAGGUUUCCAUAGCUUUUGUCCAUGAAAGCAAGCUGCCAGCUAUGCUAUCAUGCCUCUCAAAGUGCCUGUCCUAUCUAAAAACUAUUGUCAGUUUUGGAAAGAUUAGCGACGAGCAAAAGAAGGCAGCCGAGGAGCUCGGUGUGCUGUGCUUCUCCUGGGAAGAAUUUACUUCAUUGGGAGAUUUGGAUGACGAACUUCCGGCCAAAAAGAAGACAGACAUCUGCACAAUAAUGUACACAAGUGGAACAACAGGGGAGCCGAAAGGGGUCAUUCUGUCCAAUGCUGCUUUCAUGUCUGAAGUUCUAUCUAUGGAUCAACUUCUUACAGAGACCGACAAAGCGGGGACUGAAGAGGAUGUAUACUUUUCCUUCCUUCCACUAGCUCACAUUUUCGACCAAAUCAUCGAGACCUACUGCAUUCUCCGUGGUUCUUCGAUUGGUUUUUGGCAGGGGGAUAUUAGAUAUUUGAUUGAGGAUCUUCUUGUGUUAAAACCGACUAUCUUUUGUGGUGUUCCGAGAGUUUUUGAACGUAUAUACACAGGCAUCAUGGAUAAAAUCGAAGCCGGAGGUGCACUGAAGAAAUCGUUGUUCUACAUUGCAUACAAUUAUAAAUUAAGGAAUUUGGAGAAAGGAUCCAGGCAAGAUGAAGCAUCUCCUCUCAUGGACAAGCUUGUUUUCGAUAAGAUCAAACUAGCUUUCGGAGGACGUGUUCGUCUGAUGUUGUCCGGCGCUGCGCCGUUGCCUAAGCACAUCGAGGAAUUCUUGAGAGUAACUUGCUGCUGCAUCUUAUCUCAAGGAUACGGCCUCACAGAAAGUUGCGGAGGAUGCUUCACUUCCAUCGCCAACAUCUUCCCUAUGAUAGGAUCCGUCGGCGUCCCUAUGACCACGAUCGAAGCAAGGCUCGAGUCGAUCCCCGAGAUGGGAUACGACGCGCUUUCUGACGUUCCAAGAGGUGAAAUAUGCAUCAGAGGAAACACAUUGUUCUCCGGAUACUAUAAACGCUCCGAUCUCACCGAUGAGGCUGUUGUCGACGGAUGGUUCCAUACAGGAGAUGUCGGGGAAUGGCAACCAAACGGCGCGAUGAAAAUCAUCGACAGGAAGAAGAAUAUAUUCAAGCUGUCACAAGGCGAGUACGUAGCUGUCGAAAGCAUCGAAAGCGUAUACUCGCGAUGCCCUCUCAUCACAUCGAUUUGGGUCUACGGGAACAGCUUCGAGUCGGUGCUGGUGGCUGUGGCCAUCCCGGAGAAGAAGGCGCUCGAAGAUUGGGCGGCUGCUAAUCACGUGAAAGGCGACUUCCGAUCGCUAUGCAGCUCGGACAAAGUUAGAAAAUACAUACUCGACGAACUAAACGCGACUGCCAAACGACACAACCUUCGAGGCUUCGAAAUGCUCCGAGCAGUUCAUCUCGACCCGGUGCCCUUCGACAUGGAUCGCGACCUAGUUACGCCUACGUUCAAGCUUAAGAGGCCACAGCUGCUCAAAUACUACAAGGAUCGGGUCGAUAAACUGUACCGAGAAAUCAAAGAAGCGAAAGCACCGUAAUAGCCUCAACCCGACGACACCCUGAGAAAUUUACCAUCCCGACUGUCGAAAAAGUUUUCUACUCAAAUUCCUGAACUCCUGUCCCUGCUUUCUUGUGUAUAGAAAUACUUUUUCCGUCAGUCAAAUUUAUUCUUAAUUA